UCCGUGUCGCCUGGGAGAGCAUGAAGGGGACGGAGCGGCACAUGGCCAGGAGGCCGCUGCAUAAGCAGCUGGAUUGGGAGAGGAAGCAUGCCAAGCAGGCCGAGGCCAGGCUCAGCCAGCAUCUGCAGAGACUCGAGCAGGCCCACCUGUGCCAGCUGAGGCUGCUGGCCUGGGAGCAGCGGCAGCUGCAGAAACAGCUGCAGAGGCUGCAGCACGACCGCAAGGGCAAGUGCCCCUCCUCCCCCGGGAACCGAGUUCGGCAGAGACCGGGAGGCGCCCCCGUGCGCCCGCAGCAGGGAGGGGACCUCGGGACCCCCCGGGCCACUGGAGCCAGAGCCCUGGCCACCAGCACAGCCCAGGAAGCACAUGGGGCCCCGCCCCAGGGGCCUCCUUCCCGCCGCGAUGGCCUCAAGGGCCCCACGAGGAGCAAAGAGCAGUCACCGCCUCAAAGCCAGGUGACCUCCCCCCUCGCAGGGGAGAUGCCGCUCGACCCAGCUGCCUCCACCUGCUCCACAGCCCCCGGCCCCGGGGCCAGCCCAGUCGGUGAUGGGGCCCUCGGUGAGGCCAGACCGGAGGCCACAGGCCUGCAGCCCAACCUCUGCGCCAGGGAGCACGUGUCCCUGGGGGCCCCCACCUUCCGCGAGGUGUGGGCAAGGGCCGCCAACGCCCACUACCUGCGGCACCGGGUGCCUCCUGAGGCUGAGCGGCUGCUCAGCAUGGGGGAGAUAUUUGGGCAUGGGGGUCCUGGGACCCAGCGCAGGGCGCCUGGAGGUCACCUCUCCGACCCUCCCGAGCCCUCAGAGUAACACGUCAGCCACUAGAGAAAUGUGCACAAUUUUAUUUUCAACCGUUUCCCCCUUUCCCCGAAUCUGCAAGGCCAGUCGAUGAAAAGCGAGGGGGAGGGGAGUCUCCUGGGAACCGGUAAGUGAUGCACCCGCACCCCUGGCUAAGGUCUCAGAAAUAGGACUCUGCCUUGAAGAGAUGGUGCCGCCCGUUCUGACACUUGUGGCGCCACCUGCUGGCCAGAGGGCACCGUCCUGGGUCCUGGGCCCCUGAGGGUUGGG
Messenger RNA from Myotis davidii, 1064 nucleotides. RefSeq names its product coiled-coil domain containing 190 (gene CCDC190). The record is from RefSeq and is a predicted model, not a curated record. Lineage: Eukaryota; Metazoa; Chordata; Mammalia; Chiroptera; Vespertilionidae. The coding region runs from base 21 to 806 and encodes 261 amino acids. The transcript has 3 exons.